AUGCCGACCUCCAACACUUCUUCCCCAGUCAAGCGCCCGGGGCUGGGCCGCCGCGCUGUUUCCUCUCACGCGGUCGUCACGCGCUCCUCCUCCUCAACUACCACCACCACCCAAGGCGAGCUGUCUCACUCUCACUCCUCCAACCCUCAGAAGCUUCCUCAUCGUCCCCAUCGCCCCCAUCUGGUUGGCGGUGGUCAUCGCAAUCACCACCGCAAUCCUUCCUUCGGAAAGAACCUGAACAAGCUACAAAGACACCAGUCCUCCCACCAGAUCGGUACUACCACGGAAGGUUCCGCUCGCGUGCAUCAGCGCAAGAAGUCCGCACCCGCAACACCCGCUGCAAGCCCCCGGGGGCAUCACGUCCGCUGGGAUGGGGUGUUGGACGAACCACACCGCAGCACCGGUUCGAUGAAAAAGAACUACUCGAGCCCGGCUCUCCGACGCAAUACUUCGGCUGUUCUGGGGAAGAAAGCUCUAGUGACCGACCGCCCUCACACGAGUUCUGGGAAAAAGAAGACCGUGGGCUUUGAGCUGGCGGAUUCCGACAACGACGACGCUGACUGGGAAGACACCACUCAGUCACCUGAAAGUACCCGGCGCAGCUCGGUCGCACAGUCGAAGGAGAGUGUGGAGAAUCCUGCCGUGCUGGUGGACCCCCUUACUUUCGUCAAACGCUCCUACCCACAAUUUCCUCGAGCAACCAGUCUUCCAGAGUCAACCAGCAAGAGUUUCGGCGAAGACAACCUAUCCGACGACGAUCAAGACGACGACGACGACGACGACGACGACGACGACGACGACGACGACAACACUCCACAACAGCGUUCUGAAUCUGAGGAAAGACACGAAGACGCGGGCCGCGCUCUCGAUCAUCCCGAUAUUGCCGCUCGCCUGCUAACUCCGUCCCAUUCCGCCAAAGCACCGCCCGCCAUGUCUUCCAUAUCCGCCACGGUGAAGCCGACCGCCGUGGAAUCGCUCUCGCGCAAUGCAUCUCUGACCAACUUGGCGUCCGGGCCUGAUGGUGCACGACGGCCCCUGUCUUCGUCUCACAAUACAUUGGCGCAUACUCCGGGUACUCAGGCCCAGGCGACCUCGUCUUCGAUUGAAGGAGGCGUCUCAAAGUUCAUUAUUAAUAACAAGACUGGACCACAUGCGUUUUCUCGUACCGACUCCGACCCGAAUACUCCAUCGUCCUUCCUACCACACUAUCACCCGCAGACACCACCAUCUCCUCGCGGUACCAGCUCCAGGAAGCUACGAGCCUCCCCACCUUCAAGGCCGCAGGGUGCCGAGCCACAUUCCCGUACGCAGCAAAAACUUUGGUUGCAACGUACUGCGGCGCUCAACACGUCACCGCCUGACAACCAUGGCGUUGCUACAACGGUCUCUCCUUCAGCCAUAGAUCCCGCAUACAUUGCUGUGACGCACGCUCGGCCGGGCGCUGGCCCAUUUGAACCCGGCAGGGCCCUUGUCAACGGGCCUUCCCGCACAGGUGGGGCCGUACAUGACAAUGAAGUCAAGCAUAUCCGCAAAGCGUACGAGAAGACAGCGUUGGAGCUCACGGUUGUGCGAAGGUUCCAGUCUCCCACCGGUGACAGCUUCAACCGGUUGAACAUGAUCCUCAAUGAUCUCAAGGGUGGUGCUGCCAGCUCCAGCGUGGGACAAAGGGCAUCACUUGGCAAGCCGAUCAAGUCAGCACCAGCACUGACCCUCCUGCAAGAAGGCACGGGUCGCCAUAGCGCUAGCCCAGAGCCCAGACAGCUCAUCGGCAAAAGGGAUCACGACAUGCACACCUCAGUCUCCCAGGCCUACCUCCAAGACCCAGACGAUCUUGUGAAUGAAUCCGAUGCAGCCCAGGGACAAAAAUCUCAACACCCGUCCCAUCGCAUACUCUCCACAUCCGACGAACCUGUCCAUGGCAGUUCAGCCCCGGAGGACAUCACCGAAGACACUCUUCGUGCUAAUGAAGCGGAGAUGAUGAUCCGUCGCAUGUGGGAUAGUCGCGAAGUGGCCACCGCCGGCUAA
This is a messenger RNA of Aspergillus niger, 2025 nucleotides long. RefSeq lists its product as uncharacterized. The transcript has a single exon. Gene Ontology annotation, cellular component: TORC1 complex; fungal-type vacuole membrane. Bases 1 to 2025 code for a protein of 674 amino acids. NCBI's taxonomy places the organism in Eukaryota, Fungi, Ascomycota, Eurotiomycetes, Eurotiales, Aspergillaceae. The record is from RefSeq and is a predicted model, not a curated record.